GUUGACUGGAUUCCUCUUGACAUCGCAUCUCAAAGUAUCGUCGAUAUCUCCUUAAGCGCACCUUUUGCUAAAGAUAGUGAUUAUGUUCGAGUUAAUCAUAUAGUUAAUCCGGAACAAGUCACAUGGAAAGAAUUCUUAGAAUCUUUACGUCAAACUGGAAUAGAUUUUAAGAUUGUUUCGAAUAAAGAAUGGUUGAAUACAUUACUAAAUACUCCUGAAUAUCAAAAUGUUAUGAGCGGAUCAUCAGAAGGACAUGAACCGUUAUUUGAAACUCGGAAAUCAUCAGAUCGUAGUUUAGCACUUUCUAAUUGUCAAAAAAUUGAUGUGAAAUUAAUCAA
This is a messenger RNA of Dentiscutata erythropus, 338 nucleotides long. The record is from the annotation of a GenBank genome assembly. Lineage: Eukaryota; Fungi; Glomeromycota; Glomeromycetes; Diversisporales; Gigasporaceae.